CCUAGUAAUAGAUCAAUUGAAUAUAUAGAUAGCUAUUUUUGCGUGUUGUUGCUAUUAUGGCUUUCCGCUAGCGAAAUUCCUGCAUUUUCCCCCGGUAGUUGCCAGUUGUCAUCAAAUCAAGAGACAAAUUUCUCCCCGCAAGUAGCGCCUAGCUUUCCACACGAGAUGUAAUGUGUACACAGCCAUCACCGCCUAACAUUACAGUACAUCGGCCAGCAUGAUGCAGCAGUAGGGACUGGACACAGUAACCAGCUGUGCCGACAGCCAUGGCUGCCUGGUAUCUCAUCUCGGAGAAACAGAGCGGCAACGGUGCCGACCAGCACAAGUACCGCCUGCGCCAGCAGAUGAUCUUCGUCGGCCGAGAGGACUGUGAGAUGGUGCUACAGUCGCGAUCGGUGGACAAGCAGCAUGCUGUCAUCAAGUACGACUUGGCAGAAGACGUCUACAAAGUGAAAGACCUUGGCAGCCUGAAUGGGACUUUUCUGAAUGAAUCUCGAAUCCCAGAGGAGACCUAUGUCACAUUGCACAAGAAGGACACCCUCAGAUUCGGAUAUGAUCAUCAUGUUUUUAGAAUUGAGCACUUAGAAGAUACGGGAGAGCCAUGGGAGCUGAAACAGUUGAAGUCAGAACUAGUAGCUCGGCGCUUGAAAGGUCGCAGGUCGUAUAGCCCUCCUUUCUACCAUGCUCACUGUGAGACAUGUGGACAUGAGGUGUACCAGCCCCAUGACUCACACGGCCGUCACCGCGACAGUGUCCCUAGCGCCUCGCCAGCCUACGAGCAGAAGAACCAAUCAGCAAAGGUGCCUCCUCUCAACGGGUCAAGGGUCAGAGACAUGAGGAGAAGCCCAGUAUCAUCAGUGGACAUCGGGAUACAGACCGAUGAAGAGUGUGUUUCCCAAGCCGAGGACAACUUGUCUGAGGAAGGCACAGUGCCACCUGCGGCUGAGAUGACCCACGCACACGGUCAAAAACAAAUUGCUCAGUCCCCCGAGGUGGAAUCGCUCCUGAAAAGUGAAAGUACCCAGCCUGAAAGUGAAAGUUCUGGGGUUCAGGAGACCACCGAAUCCCCCUUGUCUCUUACUAGUGAAAGUACGGGCACACCAUCAGACCUGACUCCCCACGCCAAGCGUGGCACCCCCCUGUACGGACAGCCCCAGUGGUGGGGAGAGACGGAGGAGGGGGUGGGGUCAGGCCAUAAGGUCAAUGGAAGGGGGCACAAAGACCUGCCUGUUAGAGAAGGUAAUGGUGAUGGAAGAGCUGGUCCUCCCCCAGCCGGCUCCACCAACCUUAGAAGAGAGCAGAAGGAGAGAGACGCAGUUCUGGAGCGGAUGGAUGAAACAAGAAGGGAACACAAAUACUUUGAAAUUCCGGCCACAGACUUCCAGCAGACGGAGAUCUCGCCAAUGAACCCGUCGAGUAAAGACAUGUCAGACUUGAAGAAGAAGGACUCGCACCUGUGCUUCACGGUGAACCUGGACGACACGUCGCCCCUGAAGCUGAGUGUUGGGGACAGCGUGAGCAAGUUUGCGCCCUCCCACCGUCAGCAGAGGAAGGAGAGGACAGAGGGGGUGGGGGCAGACGAGCCCAUGUCCUCUCCCAGGGGCAUGCAUCGCAGGAGGAGGUCUGAACAUCUGGAGCAGACUGAGCGUGAAGGCAGCCGCCAGGUGGAGGUCAUGUUCAGUGGUUCCUGGAGGCGAGGCCCAGCGGGGCAGAGUGACGUCACUGAUGAUGACAGUGUGCACAGUGACAUGCCUGUGUCCAGUAGGAGCAAAACAGGAAGCCAACACCUUGAUGGCACCAGAAGUGAGUCGGAGACGGAGUCCAGACAUCCCCACCUACAUGCGCGGGUCAGGCCGGAGGAGCAGCGCAGCCAGCAGCCGGAGAUGUCGCCCCUGGCGCAGGCUGACCUCCAUCGCAGGAAGAAAAUCACUCCGGAAGACAUGCUGCUGGACCAGCGGUCCUUCACGGUCGAUUUCUACGACAGGAAAACUCCUCCCAAGACGAAGUACCCGGACUCGCUGAAGGAGAAGAAAGGCGGCGUGAGAGGCAGUGUUGAGAAGGCACAGACAAGGAAAGGAACGGACGGUGCGGCUCCACAGCAGGGUAAGGCAGAGGCGGGAGAGAAGGACUCUGGGUCGCGACCCUCCAGUGGGAAGAAGAGACAGAGCAAGGAGGAUGCACAGGACCACCCUGUGGACCCUGAUAAGGACGUGUGUGAGGAAGACAAAACAAGUGAUGCAGGCACGUACACUAUAGAACUAGAUGAACCCAAUCCUGAAGUGGAAGAAGCCAGAAGAAAAAUAGACGAGGUGUUUGGUGUCAGCGAGCCUGGUGAACCACAGAAAGCAGCAAAGGAGGCGGAGUCUCCCUCAGAGCCUGGCAUCCAAGGACCAGGUGGUGAGAGCCAGCAGGCUGACCACCCGGCCUCGGCCGAGGCGGAGUCAGGUGGUUUCGGUCAGGUGGAGGUGAUUUUCACGGGCUCCUGGAAGCGAGCCAGCCAGCAGCCCAAGCAGCGUCCCGUUGGUCCGAUCGCCCCAAGUGCUCCUAGCUGGGUCCACCAGUGGGUCAGUGCGGACCAAACCACUUCUCCAUCAGCUGAGGGGGAGCAGGCUGGAAUGCCACCAUUGCCUUCAGUAGUUGUCACUGACAGAGAUGUACUUGGAAUGGACCACCAAAAGCCAUCCAUACCAAGAAGAAAGCUCUCGGAUGCUUCAUCUCAGGAGUCCCCGAAGACUGGCAGGAAGCGCCGCACCCUCCCCGCAAUCCCCAAGGAGAAACCUUCCUCCCUGCCGUCCAGUCGAACCACCACCCCACCCGUAGAGAAGUCCACCUACCCGCCAGGUUCUGUAGGCUCAGAGGAGUCACGGCACAGGGAGAGGGCGUCAGAACUGUUGGAGGGGGAGAGAAGAAUACGGAGGGGGAGUUUUACUUUAGAUGAGGAUUCACCAAGUAUUCUUAAGGAACUGCAGCCCUCGGCUGUCCCUGUGACGGACCACAAGGAUGAUACCAUGAAGGUCCUAGAUGCAGCCAGCGAUGUUAGUUUAGACACAGCAGUGUUGCUGAAAGACACUGACAGUGUUAUAGCUGCAUUAGAGUCUAGAGUUAAAGCUAGACAUGCUGAGGCUCAGAGUCAGUUAGAGGGGAGCCGAAGGUCUCCUGUUGGACACGUGGGCAGGGGUCGUGAGUCCUCGGGAGAUUCUGACAUGGACACAGUCAGCACCACUAGUGUGGCAGACGGAGACGUUGGGUUGAUUAAGUCUAAGUCUGCCUCCAGACGGAGUCUCAGCUCUCAGUACUGGGAAAAAAGUCACGAUGGAGACAAACUUAGAGACACGUCAGCAAAACAGAGAUUGAGGGAAUCGAGACGGUCGGACCCGUAUGGCGACAGAUCGUCCACCAUUUCUGACGUUCUGUCGUCAGAUGCGGACACACAAGUCGGACGGGGUGGUAUCACCGAAAAGGGAGGGGGAGCGGCUUUUCACAUCGAGUUUUCUGCCGGGUCGCCAGAAUUUUCCAGGGGAACUCCAUCCAGAAGGAGCCUUGGGAGAGGAGAGAAGAAAUCCAGGCCCACAGACUUACAGAAAUCUGCUUCCAUGGAGGUGAACAAGUCCGGUACAUUCCCGAAGCCCAGACCAACCAGAGCGUCGCUCCUUCGGCGCAACAGACUGGAGAGCGACUCGGCCAGGAGCGGACCCGACAGUUCAGGGGAGCUGGAGGAUUACCCAGAGACCCCAUCUGAAGCCAGCACCGCGUCCACGUCCAGCACGUCCUCACGCCCCAGACCCAGCAGCGCCAAGUCCUCCCGCGAAAUGGAGAUGCAGGCGCGACUCGACCGGCUGUCCAAGCCUCGAGCCGGCAGAUUGAAGGAUCCCCCAAAGAGCGACAGGAGCGAUCUCAGUUUAGGUGGACAGAUCGUUAAAGCCGCCCGAGCGAGUUCGGGUCAGCCCAAGCAGGGGUCCGUCCGAGCCAGCCCACAGGCUAAAACAAGAACAGCUUCGGGGCAGGGACACAGCCGGUCUAAAUCCAUCUCUUCCACGGAGAAAGGCAGCGGGUCUAGCGUGUGGAGACGGAAGUCAGACGCGGUGGAGGCUUCAGGGGGCAACGUCUGGAGGCGAAGGAAGGACAACUGGGAGGACCACGGCUCGCGGUCGUCCACUGAGUCAGCGGGAGACACGACAGACAGGUCAGAGAGCAGGGUGAAGCGGUCUAAGUCGUUUGGUGAUAGUGCACGGGCGCUUAGACGGGGUGACAGAAAAAAGUCCACCUCAAACGAAGGCUUGCACAAGUCCAGAAAAGGCUAUGCCACUACUCCUGAUUCUGGGCGAUCCACGACUGACGAGAUCUCGCGCCUGAGUCAGCAGCUGGCAGCGGACCUGGCCAUCCUGGCGCAGGGGGCCGAGUCCGACGACGGGGCCAAACACGUGCCCAAGAAGAGGAUGGACAGCAAAGAAAAGCCGAAAUAUGCCACCCUCCCGCGGGCAGCAAAAGCCAGUAAAGCAGCUAAACACCUCACUGGGAUACGGAAACCUAGAAAAGAGUUGCACAUGGAUUCAAAGGGUUCAAAGCAGUUAGUAGAGAGGAUCUUUGAGGACAGCAUGUCUAAACAGACCAAGUCUGGAGGGGGACCCAGAGGAGGGUCUGACAGAGAAAAGGAGAGUCCGACCUCAAGUAAACGUCGACAAUGGAGAAAAGAAGAGCCACUGGACAAUCUGGUCAUCACCUCUGUCCACCGUCUGUCUCAGAAGAUCAAGCUGACCAUAGACAGGACUGUGGCUAAAGCAAGACAUGUGUAUGGACCUGAUCAGCCCCUUCCUGAUGUGAAGUCUCGAGAUGAUGCUGACCUUCCAAUGCUGAAGUCUUCCAAUCAGGAGAUUGCAGCCAUUCUUGGUAACCUGAGAAGAGUAGAGAGGCAGAUAGAAGUUCUGGACCGGUUGAUUGACCCAGAUGACCAGAUCCCAGUCGACAGUACUGAGGACGACUCCAGCUCUACCCUGGUGGGUCCCCCAGCCUCCACCCCAUCCUCCACCGGCCACAGGACCCCCGUCUCCGAGUACGAGCAGAAAACGCGUUCCUGGCAGGCCGCCGACCGGUCGCUGUCCGAGCAGUCGGAGGGGAUGGACUCCGAGGACGGGGAGUUCGAUAUUCACUUCAACAGGUUCAACCCGUCAGGAGACGAGGACUACUCCACUAUGGAAUAACUUCCCUGGUUCUAAACCAGCAAUGUUGCAAGAACGGUUUCAUUAGUAAAAAUCUUGCCCUUGUUGAACCCAUACCUGACAGUCUACGGGUGUAUGCUUUAGGGGUGUGAUGCAACUGUUUCACAGCCGAUUGUUGUCCAAGGCAUUGUAUCAUAACUGCAAGUUAUGUGCAUAAUUUAUGUCCAUGCCAAAAAGUUUCUUACAUGUUCAACUGAUUUAUGAAAAGAGAUCAUGUUUGAUUUUUGGCUAUGGUGGAUGAAUUUGAUAAAUUAAGCUUGCCAGUAGAGGUAGUUUGAACAUGACAAAGUGAAGAAAUGAAAUCUAUUUAUCCAGAUCCUACUUGAAAUGUGUUUAGGUUCCUCCUGACCUAGUGACAGUUUUCUGGUUACCCGGUAGCUGCAGAGUACAUCAGCAUUAGAGAAGGUAACCUUGAUCAUUGAUACCCUAGCAUGUCCCAGCUUUCUUCAGUGCAAUCAGUGUUUUGUCCUGUCCUAACCUGUGUUGUGGCUCAUCUUCCUGAAAUUAAAAAGCAGCACUCAAAAAGUCAUAACGAGGAAAGAAAAAACAGCAGAUACUGCUGUGAAGGGAUUCCUUAAAAGUGUCAAAGAAAGGUGCAAAUAUUGAAAAAAAAUGUUAAGCAUACUUGUAUUGAUGAAAUUUUAGUCUGUCUCUAGAUGAAGUGAGAAAAAAAGCCAACUAAAAGAGCCAACUCCAAGUCACCGCAUCUGGGGAACCAUGGGGACUGUCCAAGCGGUGGUGCAAACUAGUCACAUUACAUAUAAUAGCAAAUGAUAAAUGUAAAAUACAUUGCAUCAAAAAUAUGAAUUGUCAAUAUAUAAUUGUGAGCCAGUUACCAAACAUACAUGUAUGCGUAUGAGAAUUGUAUGCAGACAGUCAGUCAUGUGAGUUAGGCAAUGUUGCUGAUCGCAAGGAGAAAAGUGUCUUACCUGACAUAAUAACUGACUGGUUACUAAGUGUGAGAUGGGGGGUUGGAUGACCAGAAAUGCUUAUCUUCAAGUAGAUGUUGGUGUGGAAGAUUGCCAUGCUUUCUGACUACUUCUCUGACUGACAUGAUUCUCUUGCUGUCAGUGCUCAGCUGACCUUUCACCCCAACAUCUGCUUGGAGAGUUCAGAUAUGCUGCUGCCAUGGGAGCUCAUCACAUCACACCCAUUGAUGCAAAUGCCUCUGCUAUUUUAACUUAUGAUUUGUUUUUGACUGUACAUUUUGCAGUAUUGUUGGAAAGAACAUAGAUGUCUGUCUAUACAAGAGUACCUUUGAAAGUAUGUCAACAUUGGUUACAAGUUAACAUUUAAGUGGUAUUAUUUAUCUUCUAUCUUCACUUUUAAUAAAAAUGUAUUUUAUGCAAUUUUUUAAAGAUGGUUAUUUUGUAUAUUUUUAAUUUUCAAACCUUGCCAAGACAAAUCAAAGCUACCCCACCACACUGUAUCAACUGGAACUAUCAGUGACUUUGUUUUAAUUUAUAUCAUGAAAGUACAAGUGUGCAUUUUACAAUAUUUACAAUGACUUAUUUAUGCAAACCAAUGUGAAAUAAAGCUAUGAAUAUGUAUCGUG
Messenger RNA from Branchiostoma floridae (Florida lancelet), 6771 nucleotides. RefSeq names its product centrosomal protein of 170 kDa-like. The record is from RefSeq and is a predicted model, not a curated record. NCBI's taxonomy places the organism in Eukaryota, Metazoa, Chordata, Leptocardii, Amphioxiformes, Branchiostomatidae. The transcript has 26 exons. The coding region runs from base 267 to 5198 and encodes 1643 amino acids. Gene Ontology annotation, molecular function: protein binding.